AUGAUUGAGCACGAACGACAGACUGCUAUCUUGGCACUGGACUGGGGAAGCAGCGCCAUUCGUGGCAGUAUUCUAACCCGAGACACUCGUCAGAAGUAUCUCAUUUUCACUGAAGAUGCUUUGCCUGGGCAUGAUCAACGCUAUCAAAAAGGCUCUUUCAGUUCGGCAAUCUAUCUCGAUGGCAUUGGAAGGGUCUAUACGGGCGAAGACAUCGACCAGGAUAGGGAACCGGUGCCGUCAAAGCCCUUCUUCUCCACAUCUCCAAAGACCGGAGAUGAUGCUACUGAUGCCUUGUUUCAGGGCUCGCAAGCGGAAGAAACUUGGUACCUUGUCAAACAGGGCAUGAAUGAUAUCACUAGAACAGUGAUUGAGCGAGUUGAGAGCUUUUGCAAUGGCAACAACGACUCUGACUCGCGCACCUACUUCUACAUCGAAGAGAUCGGGCUGUCAUACCCUGCUCAUUGGAGACUAGGAGAACGAACCGAGUAUGAGAAUCUUUUGAGAAAGAACAUCCUCCCCAAUUCGACUUGGAUCAAACCGAAUUUCGAAGUCAGCUUUCACGUUGAAAGUCUUGCAUCGGCCCAUAAAUUGUUCGCGACUGAACGGCUCGUCGAUGAGAUCUUUGUGUCACCACAGAUCCCAGUUCUUGUCGUCUUUUUGGAAUUCGGGGGUCACACGAUGAAGAGCACCGACGGUAAACUCAGCUACCACCGAAUGGGUCAAACCUUUGCGACCUUUGGCGGUACUCAAUGGUGGGAGCAGGAGGUGAAUAAGUUCAUGAAGUCAACUUCUCGAAUCAUUCCAGCGAAAAAUUGUGAAUUUCAAAGGAUGCGAGGUCGAGCCGAUGUACUUCACCUGUCCGAACCCUGA
Molecule: messenger RNA, 870 nt
Organism: Colletotrichum lupini
Lineage: Eukaryota; Fungi; Ascomycota; Sordariomycetes; Glomerellales; Glomerellaceae
Exons: 5
Coding region: 1-870 (289 amino acids)
Source: RefSeq, a predicted model, not a curated record